Messenger RNA from Coffea arabica (coffee), 4024 nucleotides. The record is from RefSeq and is a predicted model, not a curated record. NCBI's taxonomy places the organism in Eukaryota, Viridiplantae, Streptophyta, Magnoliopsida, Gentianales, Rubiaceae.
GAAGGUGGAAGAGAUCAAAUAUGAGGUGUGUGAUUUGCUGAAAUCUAAGGCACAUGAUUCCGAAAUUUCUACUAUCCGGUCCCGCCUGGAUGCUGUGAUGAACGAGAUAUCUGAAUAUUUGGACAAAUCACCAAAUAAAAAUGACACAGUGGAUGAUGCAAUGAUUGGAAGAUCCAAGGGAAUACAGGAAUAUUCAAAGGUUGGGGGCGAUAAAUAUCGUACAGCGGAAGUGGAAGUGGGUAAAACACACAACUUUCAAAGAACAGCCGUUCAACUUAAUGCUGCUGCAGGGGAAUCAUCCCCAGCGGGCAAAAAACCAAUUUUGGGAAACAGAAUGGAGCAGAAUAAAGAUAAAGAGAUGAUUUCUCCACCAUUAGCUGCUGUUUCUGAACCUGCAGAAACUUGUAGAAUGGAAAAUGGGCAUGUAAAAGCCGAAAACAAAAUCUCAUUGCUGGAUGAAGGGAUGUCACUAUCAGCUUUUGAUCAAAGAGGUGGAGAAAUUCCUGAAAGUUUAGGUCCUGAAGGAUUAAGGUUGGAAAAAUCAGUCUCAUCAAAGCUGCUGUCACCAUUAUCCAGCAUGGCACACCCGGAGUUGAAUGAAUAUGAGACAAGGCGAGAUACCGUAUCUCUUGAAAGGGUAGAGACUCAAUCCAAUCUUGCAGAAAAAGGUGAAAUUACUUUUGCAGAGGUAAAAGAGAUGUUAAAUACAAAUGAAAUAAAGGAUUCAGAAACACAAGAAAAGCAACAUGGAUACUCUGGACCUGAAGGCAAAAUCCCAGUGAAACAAGAGGCCAAGGAAAAACUAGCUCUGGAUGUUGGAGCAGGAAUGACUCCAAACAAAACGGUUGUUGAGGUAGCCAGGAUUUCAGAGAUAGAAGAGAUUUCACCAACAGGUGAAAUGGGGGAUUUUAGAAUUGGGAGAUCCAUCCCUGGACCAGAAAGUUCUAUUUCCGAUCCUGAAGGAAUAAUUCACGAAUAUCAAAGUAUGUCCUCCAAGUCUGGAAAUAAAAGAGUUAAUCCAAUGAAGACUAAACCACUUAUGAAUCUGAAAAGACGUCUGUUUGCCAAGUCUUCUUCAAGAAGUGUAACUGUUCUGGGAGCUCCAAAAGUGGAUUCAUCAAGAAAAGAUGAUAUAAGAUUGACUCAGGGUGAUGAAGAACCGAGAAUUAGCUGCAUGGUACAGAAGAUAAUUGAAUGCAUGAAAGAUGAUAAAUACAGAAGAAUUGGCAUCUACGGAAAUGGUGGAAUUGGCAAGACAACCGUACUUAAGGCUUUGUUAUCCGCUCCUGAAAUUAAAGAUAAAUUUGAUUUUCUUAUUCAGGUGACCGUCUCAAGAUAUUGGAGCAGGAAAAAGAUUCAGCUUGAGAUUGCAAGGCAGAUAGAGCUCAGCAUGGAAGGCAUUCAAUCAGCAGAUGAACUUGCAAGCAAGUUAUUUCAUGCACUACAAAGCAGGAAAUAUUUGCUGCUACUUGAUGACGUAUGGGACAGUAUUAAUUUGGCGGCACUAGGUAUUAAUUUGGAGAGCCAUUCUAGAUUAGUGGUGGCAACAAGAUCAGUUCAGAUUUGCAAAAAAGUGGCCUCAGAUCGACAGAUAGAAGUCGGUGCCCUUUCUUGGAAAGAAGCUUGGAAUCUAUUCCAGGAACAGGUAGGAGGUGUCAUUAACUCCCCCAGUAUAAGGCCUCAUGCAGAAGCAAUAGUUUCAGAAUGUGGUGGUUUGCCAUUGAUGAUCAUUGUUAUUGGAAGAGCGUUGGCUAAGGAAAUUGAUGUCUCGGGCUGGAGGAUUGUGCUGAGUAAUCUUUUAUCAGUUACUGGAUUAGAAUCUGGUGACAUUGAAAAUUGUGAUGAAGCUCUACUCCAGAAGCUAAAAGUUGGUUACGACAAAUUGCAUGACGAUGAUUUGAAAUGCUGCUUCCUAUACUGUGUCUUGUUUCCAGAGGAUCAUAACAUUCAAAUAAUUGAGCUUAUCAAUUAUUGGAUCCAGGAGGGCCUUGUCACGGGCAAUUCAGCAGAUGCAUCAAGGAAAGGGUUCAGAAUUGUUCGGCAUCUUACUGAAGCCUCUCUAGUGGAACCUGUUGAUGGUGUUUCAAUUAAAAUGCAUGACUUGAUAAGGGAUUUGGCAUCAUGGAUCAUCUUAUCGGAAGAAGGAUCCUUGGAUUUCUUGGUGGGAAGGAAAUUUAACAAAGUUGGGAACCAAGAGCUGAUGUUGGAACCAAGGACAAUAUCAAUAGCAAAGAGCCCCCAAAAGUUGCCCAGGGUAGAAAAUUGCCUCCUGUCAAGAGCUGGGGCAGGUUUACUAUUGCCACCAAAAGAAAGUGAAUGGGAAGAAGCCGAGAUGAUAUUUCUCAUGGAUAAUGACAUUUCAAAGCUACCCGAGGAGCUAAAUUGCCGCAAGUUAAAGAUGUUGUUCCUUCAAAGAAACAGACGUCUUACAACUAUACCUGCAUCAUUUUUCAACAGCAUGCCUCGUCUACAAGUUGUGAAUCUAUCCAAGACAAAUAUAAGAUCCUUACCAGCAUCACUUUACAGUUUAAGUGGGCUCCAAGCUCUGAUUCUUCGCCAUUGCCCAUGCUUAUCUGAAAUUUCUCCCAGAAUUGGGGAAGUAAAGUCCAUAGAGAUUCUUGAUCUGACAGGUACUGAGAUUUAUAGCCUACCUCAUAGCAUUGGCCAGUUAUCAUCUCUCAAGCAUUUUCAUGUAUCUUUUUAUGCAUACGUGGAUGACAAGAAGUUUCAUAAUAAGCACAAAAAUUUGGUUCCUUGUGGUAUAAUUUCUGAGCUUCAGUCACUGGAAGAAUUGAGCAUUGAAGUGCAAUCCGGGGAUACUCAGUGGAAUACAGAUGCAGAAUUUGUAGCAAAGGAAUUGAGCAAUCUGAACAAAUUGGAUACUCUUGGUAUCUGUUUCCCCGAAAUAAAGUUUCUACGGACUUUCCUUGGAUCCAGUCCUGCUUGGAAAGCUGAUAAUUUGAGGAAGUUCAAAUUUGUCAUUGGCCAUGACAUCAAAAGGUCGGCAUCUCGUGUCCCAAGACAUGCAGAGCAGGAUUAUGAUCAGCAACGCAAGUGCUUGAGAUAUGUCAGUACUGAUAGUGAUCACAUACCUAAUGAAGUUAAGGAAGUCCUCAAGCGGGCCACAGCCUUCUAUCUUGAUCACCAAUCUAGGAUCAGAAGCUUAACAGAGUUUGGCAUUCAAAUUAUCAGACAACUGAAGGUCUGUACUGUAAGCGAAUGUUCUGACAUGGAGUCCAUUGUAGAUGGUGGCAGUAUCAUUGAUGAAAUUGCAUUACCAAAUCUAUCUCACCUAAGUCUUCAUUACUUGUGGAACUUGAACAAAAUCUGGAAAGGUGAGAUAACUGCUGAAAGUUUCAAGGCUUUAAAAGUUUUGUCGGUUCACACAUGUCCGAGGUUGGGAUUUGUUCUUUCAUGCUCUAUGGUACAAUAUUUUCCUAGCCUUGAAGACCUUACGGUAGAAGAUUGUGCAUCUAUGAUAGAAAUCAUACUAUGUGAGAUGCAGACCGAGGUUUGUUCUGCUGAAAUUCCAAAACUGAAGAAGUUGGAACUUCGUUAUCUGCCUCAAUUGCUUAGAAUCUGCCAUCAAUCUUAUCAGCAUAUUGAGCAUCUCAAUAUUAUAUACUGCCCAAAGUUUGAGUCCAACUAGCCUACUUGCAGUGAGAAGGCAUGCACAGUGAAACCCUUUCUAGGUACCUCAUGGAUUUAUGAAUCGUGUGUGAGAAACAACUCAGUUUAAUCAGUCCAAGCAGAUUGCUGAAUAAAAAUGUGUAUCAAGCUGUGUUAAAGUGUGCUCUUUUCUUUCUUCGUUGUACUUCGUGAUUUAUUGUAGUUGUAUAUAUAUGGACCCCUUGUCUAAAAUUAUUGAAAUAUGUUGUGGAUAUUUUGUAAUUUUAUUUAUUUUUUUCUUUUCACAUCCUUUUCAGUCCCAACUGUUAGGUCCAAUAUUAGAACCCCAAAACGUGACAGUAAAGUCGUUCUUGACCAUUUGCCCAACUCUAAUAGUUAUUAUAUUGUCGACAUC